GCUGCAACUGUUUCUCUCAUUCUCCACUUCAAUCAGUAACCAGGGCUUCUGCAAGCAAACCUGAAAGAAUACAAGAUCAUGAAGGAUCUCUGACCUGGAUUUUGGACUCAUACUACCACUACCACCACCACAACCAUCUCUGUCCGUCUCUAGGCCUAUUAUUUGAAAGGUUUUUUUUUUUUUUUGUGCAGAUGGACCAUAGACAGCGUUGAGAGCGUCUAAAUUCAGCAGAAAGUCCGGAAUUCAGUCGAUGGUGGUUUGACCGGACGUUUGAGGGACUUCCCGUUCUCAGUUUUCACUUCACCAGGGGUUUUGGAAGAAAUGAGCAUGAAUCCACUGUGGAAAGUGUACAAGAGCAAGGUGAUGAAGACCCUCAACGCUGACACUGAGGAAGAGCCUGCUGAAGAGGUGUGUGAGACAGCAGAAGAAAUGACUCCAGUCCAGCACGAUGAAGGACCAAGCGCUGUGUCUCAGCUGGCGAAAAGAGUACAGGGCGUGGGGACGAAGGGCUGGAAAAGUAUGACUGCUCUAUUUAAUAAAGACGAUGAGCAUCAGCUCCUGGAGUCUGAGACUGAGAGUCAGCCGGUACCGGACCACCCACUGGCGGUGAAACCAGAAGAGCCGACGCGACCCAACAAACGCAACACAGGAUUCUGGGACACCUUUGCCACCAAGUGGAACCAGGCAGAGGCUAUGAAACAGGCUGAAGCAGCGGAGGUGGCCGGUGAGGGCGGAUCCGAUGGGAGGAGUCAAGAGGAAGCGGAUCAGGCAGGAGUGGAGAACACAGCAGGAGAAGAUGGAGGUGGCCAGGGCAACAGCUUCUCCAAAUAUGCCUCUCUGGGCGGGGCCAAUGAUGAUACACCUGCCUUUAAAUGGAACUUUGUGACCAGCAAGCUGGCCGAGCUGAAGAGCAGAAGCACAACCAAGAGCAACUAGCCAACAACAUAAGAGGACGCCAGAGACAGAAAAAGAAAAAAAAAAAAAACGGAUGGAAUUUAGUCUGUAUCUGCUCUCUCUGAAUAUAUAUGGCUUCCACCUUUACUUGAUGUACUGCUGCAUGACACACACUCUUCAGGGAAUUAUGCACAACAGGCACUAUUCAAGCUACAAUCACAUAAAUAACAUGGUGUGCAAUCACAAUAUGUUCCUGAAGGCAGUUUUGCUCUUUAGUAUAUGGUCAUUCUAUCUCAAGUGGUCCAAUGCAGGUUGCUCGACUGUUUUUAAUUAAAAAAAAAAUAUUUUUUUGAGUGAUUACCUCUAUGUAUUGCCAUUGCAAAACCACCAGUUUUUUUGUUUGUUUGUUUUCAUUUUACUUGGUUUAACUACGAUGGGCAUCUUUGUGUCCUGGCACACAAAUUUUGGUUUACGGAAAGCUCAAUAUCACGGCUCAGGAUGGGCUAGCUCCUCGGAACAAAAACUGAUCUCUAGAGCACAGUACAUGUACCUAUAUAAACAUUUUGCACACUCAUGUUCCAUUGACUUAGAACUUAUGUCCAAAUUUAGCGCUCAAGAUUGCUCACAGUUCCACAUUUACAGUAAAUUUUUAACGGCAAGGGUUCGAGUCUCCAUCUUAAUUUUUUUUAGGGGAUACUUAGGUAGGUAUAGCGUGCAUGCAUCAGGUUUGAGACUUCUCAUAUUUAUGGGGGUGUGAAUUUGCAGUUUAAAAAAAAAAUAAAAAAUCCCACCACUUUCCGGUUGAAUAUCUCUGGUGGGGGACCAGAUACGAACGUGAAAUUUUCACAAAAACAAGUCUUCUAUAAUACCAUUCUGCUGUAAGAAUUGUGAGUUUGAGAUUGGAGGUAAACUCUGCAGGACAGUAGACCUCCUGGGCCAGAUUAGAACAACCGGCCUGAUCUGUCAUGUUGGUACAGGUGUACAGUUGUUAUGUGUGAGUAGAUUGUAACCAAAUAUGGAAUCACAGUGAUCAGUUGGGCGUUUUACAAAUGAAAAGUGUCAUAAACUGAGCUGUGGUGUUGUUUCUCCCGUGAUAAAAGCAGUAAGUGACUGUAGUAAAAGUGUCUGUAGUAAAAAUUAAAAAACAGUCAAGCAACCAACUUUGCAAUUAUUGGACCACUUGAGAUGGAAUGACCCUAUAAGAAACAUCCCUGCUAUUUUGCACUAUAAGUAUAGUCUAGUUUAGUUUGAAUCCUGCUAGUAUUUCUGUGGAUUCUUUUCCUUCAAACCAUCUCCCAGACCUGAAUAACAUAAUUGUAACCCCAUCAUCUUGAACAAGUCAUCAUAUAAGUAGUCAUAACAUGCUUUAUACCUUUGUUAAUCCAUUGAAUAAGUAGCUACAGCCUUAACACUGCUGCUACGGUAAUGCUAAUUUCUGCUAGUGCAGCUGUAGGAUUUACAGUAUCAUGUGUUGCUGCAUUUGUAUGAUUAUUGUACUCAAACAUAAGAAAAACAAGAUCACUGACUUAGAAAUAAACAAUUGAAUGGUUCCUUGUGGACGUUCUGAUGACAUAAGCACACUUGAAUUCACAGACAAAAUGGCGACAUACACAGUGAACGCUAAGCCUUAGCCUUUUAGAAAACAUGUUUCUGGUUUUCAACAUAAUACAGGUGAUUUGUAUUUAACAACACUACACGAAAUUUAGUAUGUUGUGCUAGCAAUGAGGUUUUUUUUAUUUUUCUGGUAUCACAUGAUACCCUAGAUGGAUACCUAAAUGGUUUAAAGUAGAAAAUGUUAAAUAUUGUAGUAAUUAAUGUAGUCCUGGUCAAAUUUCACAGGUUUCCAUGAAUUAUCUAUGUCUUGGCAUGCAUGUAUGAGCACAACAGAACGUAGCAUUAUCAUCAAGCUAAUAUCUAGUGGUCUUUAUUUACCACAUCAACAAGCUAACUGGAGUCAUUUCUGAAUUAGCAUGCCUAUAGUAAACACAUUUACAAAUAGACAAUAUUAAAAGCGACAAAAGCAAACACUGUAUAAGUCAAAAUGGCUGCUAGAUGGCGAAAAAUACAUGGUAAUGUAACAAUAUAAAUGAGGUUACUAAUGGUAGCGCGGGCACAAAGAAUGCACUUUUGUCCAGGAGGAAAAUGGGAUCAUGUGAGUUCUGCUUGUUUUCUACUUGUCUUAUUUCCUGUCCUGGCUCCUAAAUUCAGUUUGGUCUAAUAUAUGAAACCAGAGUCAGAGUUUCUGUGUGUGUGUGUGUGAGAGAGAGAGAGAGAGCGAGAGAGAGAGAGAGAGACUUUCAGGCAAACCUAUACGCUGAUAUGUGCGAACAUCUGCGGAACGUUGUCAUAAUGGUGCCUGCUGUAAGCUGUUUGCUCUCUUCUCUUCUGCUUCAUUCUUUCACCUUACAAAAAUAAAUUUACUGCAAAUAAAGACCA
This is a messenger RNA of Ictalurus punctatus (channel catfish), 3330 nucleotides long. RefSeq lists its product as uncharacterized. Gene Ontology annotation, biological process: spermatogenesis. Bases 322 to 936 code for a protein of 204 amino acids. The record is from RefSeq and is a predicted model, not a curated record. The transcript is spliced from 4 exons. NCBI's taxonomy places the organism in Eukaryota, Metazoa, Chordata, Actinopteri, Siluriformes, Ictaluridae.